AUGGAUGUGACGUCAUUAGAAUUCCUGGAUCCCUCCGGACUCAGCGAUAUUGAGACAAACUUGAAGGAAAGAAUACAGAAAAAUGAAAAUUUGUUGGAAAGAAAAAGCAAACAUCCGAAGAGGUCAAUUAAUAUAUUUUCAGAACUUGAGGAAUUCAGGCCCUCUGUGUUUGAGAGGGAAAUGGAGAAUUUGAAACCGUGUAUUGAAGAAACAUCGAAAUAUUUAGCUGACAUUGACAGAAAACAAGCAGAUUUACGACGAAAAUUUAAUUCAACACAUCACCUUGUUAAGAAACAGGAAGUGAGAAAGAAAAAGAAACUUUCCCUAGAUGAAGAAACAUCUGUAAGCUAUCCUAUUGAACUUAUUGAGAAAGAAGAAGCAGUACGAGUCUGUUUGGGUAAAUGUCUUCGACAGAUCCAAAUUGAACGUGUUGAUGAUAUCAAUCCUGGUGAUCAUUUAGUGUAUCAACGCCCAGGAUAUCAACAUCAUGCUAUUGUUGUGAAUAUAAAGAAAGUUGACGACAUAACUGCUGAUAUUACUGUGAUUCACAAAAGUGGCGAUGGUUUGGACGUGGUCCAAGGAUUAAUUAGAUACGUAUUGACGAUUGGACAAAGUAGUCCUAAAGGACGACUAAAAGAAGAAACCUUUGAAAGUGUUAAUGUCACAAAGUCUUGUCUGUUUAUUGUUAAGUACAAAACCAAUCCUUAUUCCCCUGAUCAAAUCAUUAAGAGAGCACGUGAGCAAUUGGACAAAUCGAAAUCUUCGGAAUACAAUUUAGCCAAUAACAAUUGUGAACACAUUGUUACUUGGUGUGUUACUGGGGAGUGGUAUAGUGACCAGAUAAACAGUUUAUGGAUCAAUGUUAUGAAUAAGUUCAAGCCUUUCUGUGAAGACACCGCUUCCCUUGAAAAGGUAGAAGAUAUGAGGCGAUGUGAGCUUAUUUGUGACGAAUGUUAUCUCAAAUGUAAAACAAAGAAAACAGAUUAAACAUUUCAAUCGUCUCAUUUGCUUUAAUAAAUAUAUUAGUGUAAAGUGUGUAAAUUGUUCUCUAUAUCAAAUCUAAGAAUAAAAAUAGAGUGAAAUA
This is a messenger RNA of Saccostrea echinata, 1084 nucleotides long. RefSeq lists its product as uncharacterized. The coding region runs from base 1 to 987 and encodes 328 amino acids. Gene Ontology annotation, molecular function: glycerophospholipid phospholipase A1 activity; A2-type glycerophospholipase activity. The record is from RefSeq and is a predicted model, not a curated record. Gene Ontology annotation, biological process: N-acylphosphatidylethanolamine metabolic process. The transcript has a single exon. Gene Ontology annotation, cellular component: cytoplasm. NCBI's taxonomy places the organism in Eukaryota, Metazoa, Mollusca, Bivalvia, Ostreida, Ostreidae.